AUGACAGUUCCCACAGCUUUUCGUCAUAACGAGGAAACAUCAUCCGAACCCCCCGGAAUACGACUGCGAAACAUCCUCCUUGUUGGCAGCGGUGGCGUCGGAACCAUAGCCUCCCUUGUGCUGGAGAAAUCCCGUUGCGCAAGGGUAACCGCAAUUCUAAGGAGCCGUUAUGCUGUCGUCAAGGAAAAGGGUUGGAAUAUCGAGUCCGUCGACCAUGGUACUCUAAAGGGAUGGAGGCCGAGUCGUGGUGAGUUUGGUUCACAGCACGCGUCUCUGCAAAACCAAACAACAGUAAUCACUUUAGAGCAAAGAAGAGCUAACGGUAAGAGUGACGAAGUGGUAUCGAGCGUCGAAAGUGCUAUGGAGGCUGAGACGGAACCUUUCGAUUACGUUGUGGUCACCACCAAACAACCGCCUGAUGUCUUCUCAGUCUCAGACCUUAUAAGGCCAACUGUAACUCUAGGCCUUACUACAGUGGUGCUCAUCCAAAAUGGCAUCAACAUUGAGGUUCCCGUCAUCGAAGCAUUCUCUACGAACACGGUGAUGUCAUCCAUCACGAUGAUUGGCUCUCGCACUGAAGGGGAGAACACGAUCAUCCAACUAGGCCCGGAUAUACAAAUUAUGGGGCCUUAUUUUCAUACGGGGUUAGAGAGAUGCGUUCAGGCACAACAGGCACGAGAAUUUGUUAAAAUAUACAAGGCCGGCAGAGAAGGUGAAGAGGCCAAGUGCACAUAUUCAGAAGAGAUGCCCGUUGCUCGGUGGCAGAAGCUUCUCUCGAAGGCAACGCUCAAUACGCUCUGCACGCUAAUGCGAUUGGACGUUGGAGAGCUGCUGUCGUCAGGGGAUAGGGAAUCGCUUCUGGUUCCAGCAAUGUGGGAAGUACAUUCCAUAGCGAAGGCAGCAGGGGCCCCUCCAUCCCAAGAUAUGAUUCCCUUCUAUGCCUAUCAGCAGCCUGAUGACUGUCGUUAUCGGCCCAGCAUGUUACUGGACCUCGAGAAUGGAAGGCCAAUGGAGUUGGAGGUUUUGCUGGGGCUGCCGUUACAGAUUUCUAAAGCGUUGGGUGUCUCAACUCCGAUUUUGAGCACUGUUUAUGAGGCGCUAAAGGUGGUGAGGUGGAAGUCCGCGCAGGAAUCACUGAAGCAGCACAGCUAG
Messenger RNA from Paracoccidioides lutzii Pb01, 1152 nucleotides. Its product is annotated as 2-dehydropantoate 2-reductase. The transcript has a single exon. The record is from RefSeq and is a predicted model, not a curated record. The coding region runs from base 1 to 1152 and encodes 383 amino acids. Gene Ontology annotation, molecular function: oxidoreductase activity. Gene Ontology annotation, cellular component: cytoplasm.